UGCUGCUGAGGGCUGAGUGCUGAGUGCUGAGUGCUGCCUUCUCUCCAACUCCAAAGAGUAAAGAGCCGAAAAAGGAUCGAUUCACACUUCUCAUUUCUCAGUUCUGAUCCCUUCAGAUCUCUCUCUCUCUUCAAUCUCCAAAUUCUCUCAUCAACAAAAAUUGAUUCUCAGUUUUAGAGAGAGAAAGCAAGGAAUCUCUUCUCAAAUCUACGCCUCGCAUGGCUACCUUGCAUAAAUUCAAGCUCUUAGCCUCCCAAUGUACCGUUGCUGGAAGCCCUACCCGAAGCCCCACCGCUAGCCCCGUAAUUCACCUCCGCCGCCGCCGCCGAAAAACCCUAAGAAUGCUCCUCAAUCGCACCGAUCGCCGCCGAUUUCCCUAUCAAGAUAACUCCGCCGAUCCUCAAGAUGUCGACGACGAGGAGGACGAUGAGAAUAUGAUUCCCGAGAAAAAUGAGAAGGAGGUCAGAGCCAGGAGGAAACUCAAGGAUUUGUUCGUCUCCUCGCCGCCGGGAGAUGAUAAGGUCUCCGAUAGGAGAAUCGAAGAGCAGGAGGGAUUGUUAACGGCGUCUAACACCAGCGCCGCCGGAAUCGGUACCUCCACCACUCGCCGCUCCCUGAGGCCGAUAUCGUCGACAUUCCGUUACAGAUUUCUCCGACGAGCUUGGCGUCCGGUGCUCGUCGCCAUUCCCGAGUAGAAGAUGCUCCUCUCUGGUAAAUCUGUGCGCAGAAAUUCCAUAAUUUUGCCUUAAUUUUUCUUUUUUCCUUUU
Momordica charantia (bitter melon) is the source of this 767-nucleotide messenger RNA. RefSeq lists its product as uncharacterized. Lineage: Eukaryota; Viridiplantae; Streptophyta; Magnoliopsida; Cucurbitales; Cucurbitaceae. The record is from RefSeq and is a predicted model, not a curated record.